AUGGCAGCGGACAAGCCGAUUAACUUUGCGGAGCAUGUCCAGCUGCAGGAGCUGGGCAUUGCGCCCGAAAGUAUAUCGUUUGCCAAUGUGACGCUGGAAUCAGAGAAGUAUGUGUGUGUUCGCGAGAGCAAAGAGUCAGGGAACUCUGUGGCGAUCGUGGACCUGAAUCAUAUACAGAAUGUGGUUCGGCGACCCAUGAGCGCAGAUUCAGCGAUCAUGAACCCAGACGAAAAUAUCCUUGCACUGAAGCUGCAGCGUCAGUUGCAGGUGUUCAAUCUGGCUAGCAAGACAAAGAUCAAGUCGCACACAUCUCCACAGGAUGUGAUCUUCUGGCGCUGGGUGUCCCCGACGACGCUGGGCAUGGUAACGUCGUCGAGCGUGUAUCACUGGAGCAUUGACAAUGAAUCACCGCCACAAAAAGUGUUUGACCGGCAUGCAAGUCUUGCCGAUACACAAAUCAUCAAUUACCGCGUAUCAGACGACGGCAAGUGGAUGGUGCUGAUUGGCAUCUCCAGCAAUACAGUCGAUGCAAAUGCGUUCCGAAUCAAGGGGUCUAUGCAGCUGUUCAGUUUGGAGCGUGGUGUGUCGCAGCCGAUCGAAGGACAUGCUGCUACCUUUGCGGAGCUCAAGACGCAGGACUCUGUCGUCCCGUACAAGUUGUUCUCGUUCGCUGUGCGCACGGCUACAGGAGCGAAACUGCACAUUGUUGAGAUUGACCACGCGCCAGAAAAUCCUGUGUUUACGAAGAAAGCCGUCGAUGUGUUUUUCCCUGCCGAAGCGACGAAUGACUUCCCUGUGGCCAUGCAGGUUAGCCGUCGUUACGGUAUCGUGUACCUGAUGACCAAGUACGGCUUCAUUCACCUGUAUGACCUUGAGACUGGUGCAUGUAUAUAUAUGAACCGUGUCUCGGGCGAAACGGUGUUUGUCGCUGCAGAACAGAAGAGUUCAAACGGUAUCAUUGCCGUGAACCGCCGGGGCCAGGUGCUUUCGGUGUCGGUUGAUGCAGACACGAUCAUCCCUUACAUCCUCCGCACGCUGAACAAUACAGAUCUUGCCUUCAAACUUGCCUCACGCGGUAAUCUGCCUGGCGCAGACAACCUGUACAUGCAGCAAUUCCACUCGCUCUUUAGCGCUGGACAGUACAGCGACGCCAUCAAGAUUGCAGCAAACUCGCCACGGGGUAUUCUUCGGACGCCACAGAUGAUCGAGCAGCUGAAACAGGUGCCAACGCAACCCGGCACGCUCUCGCCUAUUCUUCAGUACUUUGGUGUGUUGCUGGAAAGCGGCUCAUUGAACCGGCACGAGUCGCUAGAACUCGCGAAGCCUGUGCUGGCGCAGGGCCGCAAACACCUGCUGGAGAAGUGGCUCAAGGAGGACAAGAUCGAGUGCAGUGAGGAGCUCGGUGACAUUGUGCGCCAGCAGGACAUGAAUCUUGCCCUGAGCGUGUACUUGCGCGCGAAUGUACCGAACAAGGUCGUUGCCUGCUUUGCAGAGACGGGUCAGUUUAACAAGAUUGUGCUGUACUCGAAAAAGGUGGGCUACCAGCCCGAUUAUGCAACGCUCUUACGUCACGUUGUGCGCGUAAACCCGGAGCAGGGAGCCGAGUUCGCGUCCAGCCUUGUGGCUGAUGAAGACGGCCCACUUAUUGACGUUGAGCGUGUGGCCGACAUUUUCCUGAGUCAGAAUCUUGUGCAGCAGGCGACCUCGUUCCUCCUCGAUGCCCUGAAGGACGACCAACCCGAGCAUGCAGCCCUGCAGACACGCCUGCUCGAAGUGAACCUGCUCCAGGCACCGCAGGUUGCUGAUGCCAUUCUUGGAAACCAGAUGUUUUCGCACUACGACCGCGCUCGCAUUGCUAACUUGUGCGAGAAGGCUGGGCUUAUGCAGCGCGCUCUCGAACACUACGAUGACCUAGCUGACAUUAAACGAGUCGUCGUGCACUCAAACCUCUUUGACAAUGAAUGGCUUGUGAACUACUUUGGUCGCCUUACUGUGGAGCAGUCACUUGAGUCGCUGUAUGAGAUGCUGCGCACCAACAUCCGGCAGAAUCUGCAGGUCGUCGUGCAGAUCGCGACAAAGUACUCGGAUCUGCUGGGCGCGCCGAAGCUGAUCGAGAUGUUCGAGAAGUUCCGCAGCUUUGAGGGCCUGUACUACUACCUGGGCUCUGUUGUGAAUCUGAGCGAGGACCCUGAAGUGCACUUCAAGUACAUCCAGGCGGCGACGCGAACAGGUCAGAUCCGCGAAGUCGAACGCAUUUGCCGCGAGUCCAACGCCUACAACCCUGAGAAAGUCAAGAACUUCCUCAAAGAAGCCAAGCUGCCAGACCAGCUGCCGCUCAUCAUUGUUUGUGACCGCUUUGACUACGUGCAUGAUCUCGUUCUGUACCUGUAUCAGAACAUGAUGCUGAACUACAUCGAAGUGUAUGUGCAGCGAGUGAACUCGACACGUGCGCCGCAGGUCAUUGGUGGUCUGCUCGAUGUCGAUUGCGACGAGGGCGUCAUCAAGAACCUGCUCGAGUCAGUAACGGGCCCCAUCCCAGUGGACGAGCUCGUCGACGAGGUCGAGAAGCGCAAUCGGCUGAAGCUGAUCCUACCAUGGCUCAAGACGCAGAUCGAGUCGGGCAGCGAAGAUCAGGCCGUCUUCAAUGCGAUGGCCAAGAUCAGCAUCGACAGCAACAAAAACCCGGAGGCGUUCCUUAAGGAAAACAAUCUAUAUGACCCACUCACGAUCGGCAAGUACUGCGAAAAGCGUGACCCGUAUCUCGCGUACAUUGCGUAUGCGAAGGGCUUCUGUGAUGAUGAGCUGAUCGAGAUCACGAACGACAAUUCGAUGUACAAGCACCAAGCACGCUACCUGGUCCUGCGUCGCGAGCCACAGCUGUGGGCAAAAGUACUGGCAGAAGACAACGUGCAUCGCCGUUCGCUCAUUGACCAGGUAACAGCCGUUGCCGUGCCCGAGUCGACCAACCCCGAGGACGUGUCUGCAACGGUGAAGGCAUUCAUGACGGCGGACUUGCCGCACGAACUCAUCAAGUUGCUGGAGCCGAUUGUGCUGGAGACGUCUGCCUUCAGCGACAACCGGAGUCUUAAAAACCUGCUGCUGCUCACGGCCAUCCGCACAGAUAAGGCGAAGGUGUCUGGCUACAUCGAUCGGCUAACCGGCUACGAUGUGGAUGAAAUCGCCAGAAUCGCCAUUGACCACGGCCUGUAUGAGGAAGCGUUCCAGAUAUACUCCAAGGCGCAACAGAAUUUGGAUGCGAUGAAUGUGCUGGUUGAGCACAUCGUCUCGAUUGACCGUGCACAGCACUUUGCCAACAAGCUGAACCAGCCAGACAUCUGGUCACGACUCGGAAAGGCGCAGCUCGAUGGUUUGCGUGUGAAGGACGCCAUCGACUCGUACGUGCGUGCAGAGGACCCAGCGAACUUUGACGAGGUGAUCGAGAUUGCGGAGCGCGCUGGCCGUGAAGAGGAGCUUAUCCGCUUCCUGCAAAUGGCCCGCAAGCAGACGCGCGAGCCUAAGAUCGACACGGAGUAUGCGUAUUGCCUCGCAAAGGCGCACCGCCUUUCCGACAUGGAGGAAUUCCUCUCGAUGACAAACGUCGCGGAUGUGCUGAGUGUGGGUGAAAAAUGCUUCCAUGACGGCCUCUAUGAAGCGGCACGUCUCCUGUUUUCUAGUGUGUCGAACUACGCACGCCUUGCAACGACGCUCGUAUAUCUUAAUGACUUCCCGAGCGCUAUUGAGGCUGCACGCAAGGCUGGCAACACGGCUGUAUGGAAGCAGAUGCACGCUGCUUGUCUGAACAAGCGCGAGUUUAAACUGGCUCAGAUCGCAGGUCUUGCGGUCGUACCGCACGCCGAAGAUUUGCCGAUGCUCAUUCGUGCGUAUGAAGUGAAGGGCUACUUCGACGAGCUUCUCCAGCUGCUUGAGUCGGCGCUGGGUCUCGAGCGUGCGCACAUGGGCGUGUUUACACAGAUGGGCAUCGCUCUAGCUAAGUACCGACCUUCACAGCUGAUGGAGCACCUCAAGCUGUACUGGUCGCGAAGCAAUCUGCCGCAGCUCAUCAAGGUGACGGAGAGGGCACACCUCUGGCGCGAGCUUGUGUUCCUGUAUGUCAAGUAUGAUGAGCCAGACAAUGCAGCGCUCACGAUCAUGGAGCACUGCUCUGAUGCAUGGGACCAUGAUCAGUUCAAGGCCGUCUUGCCCCAAGUUGCUAACGUCGAGAUCUACUACCGUGCAUUGACAUUCUACUUGGAGCAACACCCGCUCCUCCUCAAUGACCUGUUGACCGUACUUGUGAAGCGAAUUGAUCACGCGCGUGUCGUCCGCAUGUUCAAGAAGCACGACCAUGACAAUGUGCCACUGAUUCGCUCGUACCUCAUGUCUGUGCAGCCACAGAACAUUGAGGCUGUGAACAAUGCGUACAACGACCUGCUCAUUGAGGAGGAAGACUACGACACGUUGCGUGUGUCGAUCGACGCGUACGACAACUUCGAUGCGCUGGAACUCGCAGCGCGGCUCAAGGAUCACGAGCUCCUGGAAUUCCGGCGCCUGGCGGCGCACCUGUACCGAAAGAACGGCCGCUUCGACGACAGCAUUGCACUGUCCAAGUCUGAUACGCUCUUCCGCGAUGCGGUCGAAACUGCCGCGCACUCUGGCGAGCCAAGCGUUGCUGAAGAUCUCUUGAGCUACUUUGUCGACACAGGCAACAAGGAGUGCUAUGCUGCGAUGCUCUUCGCCUGCUACGAUCUCUUGCUGCCGGAUGUGGUGAUGGAGAUGUCGUGGCGACAUGCGCUGCAGGACUUUACGAUGCCGUACCAAAUCCAGCAGGCUCGUGACACGCGCAUGAAACUGCAGACUCUCGAGAAAGAAGUGCGUGAGCGUGCAGCGAAAGACUCAGCCAAGGAGAAGCAAGAUGAAGACACGCCGAUUCUCGGUCCUGGUGCUUUCGCGAAUCGUCUGCUUACGGCGUCGGCCACCGGUCCUGACGGUAUGAUGAUGCCCCCGUCUGCCGGCGGCAUGUUUCCGUAA
Malassezia globosa CBS 7966 is the source of this 5028-nucleotide messenger RNA. RefSeq lists its product as uncharacterized. Gene Ontology annotation, cellular component: actin cortical patch; clathrin coat of trans-Golgi network vesicle; clathrin complex. The transcript has a single exon. Lineage: Eukaryota; Fungi; Basidiomycota; Malasseziomycetes; Malasseziales; Malasseziaceae. Gene Ontology annotation, biological process: receptor-mediated endocytosis; intracellular protein transport; Golgi to endosome transport. The record is from RefSeq and is a predicted model, not a curated record. Gene Ontology annotation, molecular function: clathrin light chain binding; structural molecule activity. Bases 1 to 5028 code for a protein of 1675 amino acids.